Mus musculus (house mouse) is the source of this 3118-nucleotide messenger RNA. It is a transcript of the gene Itgb7, whose product is annotated as integrin beta 7. Lineage: Eukaryota; Metazoa; Chordata; Mammalia; Rodentia; Muridae. Gene Ontology annotation, cellular component: cell surface; integrin alpha4-beta7 complex; integrin alphaE-beta7 complex. Gene Ontology annotation, biological process: leukocyte migration; leukocyte tethering or rolling; substrate adhesion-dependent cell spreading. Bases 775 to 1998 code for a protein of 407 amino acids. The transcript is spliced from 2 exons. The record is from RefSeq and is a predicted model, not a curated record. Gene Ontology annotation, molecular function: cell adhesion molecule binding.
CUACGGUGCACUUACAUAUAUUAAUAAAUAAUAAACCUAAAAGAAAAAGCCUCCACCUCUUAUCCCCUUAGACUCCUCACUCCUACAGUUAUUGCCUCUCUCAGUGAUAGAGACCAAACCUAAGGCCUCCUGAAAGCUGGGCAAGCAUCUUGACACUGAGCCGCAUCCUCACACACCCUUCUUACUGUACCAGAUGGUCUCUUAAAUAGACACCGUCUUAUUUUUUUAUGGUGAUCUAUAAAAUGGCAGCCAUAGGAAGUUCUCCCCUCCUUCCGAACGUCACGAGUCCUUAAUCCAGUCCCACAUGCUGUGGUGACCCCAACCAGAGUCAUUUUCACUGCUACGUCAUAAUUGCAAUUUUUGUCACUGCUAUGAAUCGUAAUGCAAAUAUCUGAUAUUUCUGAUGGUCUUAGGCAACCCCUGUGAAAUGGUUGUUCAACUCCUAUGGGGUUGUGACUCACACAGGUUGUGAAACCCUGGAUUAAAGAAUACAGCUAAGGAGUUUUACUACUUCAUGCUAACGGAGAGAGAGCCAGGAUUUUAACUCAGGCAGGUUGGCUUCAGAGUCCAAAUAGCUUAGCUGUGGUACUCUCAGGAGUCGAGACUUCUAGGGAAAGACCUUGAUUCAAUCCAGGUUAUAAUUAGUUAAAUUUAUUGAUACUGGUAGCAGGACAGCAAUCUCUGAGCCAAAUUAGAGUCUGCCACUCAAAGGGGAAUAAGGGAUGAGGAAAGGAUUUUUAAAAAUGAAGACCACAAGACCUUGAGUAUCUGCAUAUGCAAGCCAAGAGCUGUUUUGCUCUGCCAAGAGGUAGUAGUCAAGGGGACCUCAAAGUAGUCCAGAAUGUCUGCACAAGAAUGUCAGAGAAAACAAAACAAAACAAAACAAAACCAACAACAGCGACAAAUACCGAUUCUAUCAAAACAAGUACAGAUGUAGGCUUGUGGGUGAAGGCCGGUGUGUCAGGGUUACUGGGAACUUAUUUUCCUGGCAAAUCAAAAGACAAGUGGCUAUUGGAACCAAGAUGGAUACCUAGCACGAAAGGCAGUCAUCACAACUCAAUGGCCCCUGAGUUUUCCAAAGGAACAGAAACCACCUUCCUUCAUGUUUCUUCCUGUCUGCUCCUUCCUCUCUGUGAUACUGGAGAGAACAUUGAGUUUUGGAAGGAAGCUGAGUUGGAUUUAGAUUACAGCCCAGCAGCCCCUUGCUACCUGUGUGACAUUUUGCAAAGUCGAUCUCUCUUUAGAGUCUGGGCUUCAAUCUCUGCGUCUGUGACAUGUGUGGGGGCAGGGGUGGGGGCACCGCCACUAUCCGGCGCUGUUCUGGUGACCCUUCCUUGUACUUCUUUAGCACAGGAGCAGUGCUUAGUAGAUGGGACUCCUAGGUCCUUUCUUUACCCAGCCCACUCCUAUCUGCUCCACCUUCUGCUAGAUCAGCCACCCUCCAAGAGUCCCCCCACCCCAGGGUGUGUCACUUCCUCCUCUGCUGCCUCUCCAUCUGUACACAAGGGCUGCCACUGCCACCGGCGGAGGAAGGGCUGCUCCUCCUCAAGCACCUCCUCCUGCUGCUCAUCCAUUUGUUUCUCCAGUGGAGCCAGAGGGAGGGAAGGAGAUUGCGAUGCUAUACGUGAGUGUUUUCUGAGAGCUAAGGCUUACUUACUCUUGUGCUUCUCCCAGCAUCUCCUGUCUGUCCCUGGCUGCUAUCUUUGCAACUUGAUGUUUUUUGCACAGUCCAGAAGUCUUCCCACUUGGCACCUUAGCCACAGACUCCACAUUCCUGGUCUACUGAGGCUUGCACUGUACAUGUGCAUGCUCACACACAUGCACACACACACACAUGCACACGCACACAUACGCAUGCGUGUGUGCAUGGAAGGAGACAGGCAGCAGGUGGCAAGAUACAUGGAUUGCCAAAGAAGGGAGAAAGGGACAGAAUUGAGAGGGGCAGGAGAGGUCAUGUAUGAGUUCAGAGCCCCCUUUAGGAGAGAUGAGUGGACUUGAUGUCUCUGUCUUGUGGGGGGAGUGGAAGUGAAGCCCCAUCUAUGAGAUGAGUCAGAACUAAAUUUUGUGCUGCAGAGUCUCGAGCCUCCCUGACCACAGCGCAAAGCACGCAGGUCUGAGGUUUCAGUGAGGUUAAGCCUGGGGUCAGCCUCUCCCUGAGAGCAGAAGCUCUGUAAUGUACUACACCCAUCUGAGGUCACAUGGGGUGGUGAGCAGGAUGGGGUGUUCAACGGCUCAGUACCCCACCCUUCCCCAUACUCCCUGUAAAGAGCAUCAGUACCUGAGUCUGGACCCAAGCUGAGGGGGUUGUGGUUGCUGGCUAGCAGGCUCUUGUACACUGCUGGUGGCCAUGGGAACACCAUAGCACAAUCCCUAGGGAGCUUACGCUGCAGUCUCUACUUACCAGUGUUGCCGGCGGGUACUGCCAGUCUUCCAGAGGGUUCCUUGAGAGUCAUCUGCACGUGUGUGAUGGCUGCAUGUGCUUUCCUUGUGUGUGUGUGUGUGUCAUGAUUAGUCACAGUAGGCAAUUAGAAACCAUUACAUUUUUGAGACUGGAGAGAGCAUUCGGUGGCUAAGAGCACUUGUUGCUCUUGCAAAGGAUCCAGGUUUGACGCCCCCCUCAGCACCCACAUAUUGCUUAACAACCAUCCAUCACUGCAUUGGCAAGGGACCUGAUGCUUCUGCGCUCUGGGGGCACGCGUGACGUUAGACACAUCAAGGAGAAGGAAUUAAUCCGACCAAAAAAUAUUAAAAUCUAAAAGAAAGAGAAGAAACUAUGAAGGUUUUAGGUGAAGUCGAAGGUGGAAACGAGGGGUUUUAACAUGCUUGUCAGAUGCUGUGCUAGACAUCCAUCAGACCCCAGAUAAUUGAAUGUGACGCCCAUCAUUUUAGGUUAACUACUUGUUAACUCACACAGAGGGAGUUUAUAAGGAAUUACGGGAUCUCUCUAUGUAGUCCAGGCUGGUCUAGAACUCCUUAUGUAGACGAAGCUGGCCUUAAACUCACAGAGAUCCACCUACCUCUACCCGCCCUGCGCUAUCAAACAUGGCUCUGCAGCUCCAGUUCUGGUUUACUAAUGCUUAGCUUUAUGUUACUACCACACACACACACUCUCUCUCUC